Nelumbo nucifera (sacred lotus) is the source of this 1384-nucleotide messenger RNA. RefSeq names its product protein STRICTOSIDINE SYNTHASE-LIKE 10-like. Gene Ontology annotation, cellular component: endomembrane system. Gene Ontology annotation, molecular function: hydrolase activity. NCBI's taxonomy places the organism in Eukaryota, Viridiplantae, Streptophyta, Magnoliopsida, Proteales, Nelumbonaceae. The record is from RefSeq and is a predicted model, not a curated record.
AUUUCCCACUAAUCAAGCAAUUAUUUUAUUAUCUUAGACUCUUCAAGAUUGGCUCUAUCUUCAACUUUCUUAUCUGUUUGCUUUUGGUUCCAUUGUUCAAGCGGCCUUUCACGGACGCCAUGAAUUCAAGGCUCAUUCUGACUGCAACCACUCUCGCAAUCCUCUCCAUCUUCUUCGCUCUCGACCCAAUCCAUCUAUUUACACCACCCCUUAUUCCUGGAUCCCUUGAUAAGCUCCCAGAUGCCCAGGUAAUUCCACUGGUCGGAGCAGUUGGGCCGGAGAGUCUCGCCUUUGAUCCCAAUGGAGAGGGUCCAUACACUGGCGUGGCUGAUGGCCGGAUUCUCAAAUGGCAAGGAGAAGGCCAAGGAUGGACUGAAUUUGCAGUCACCUCUCCCCAAAGGAAAGACUGUGUCCAGCCACAGGCACCCCACAUGGAGCAUGUAUGUGGGAGGCCAUUAGGAAUACGGUUCCAUCCGACCACUGGAGACCUCUAUAUAGCAGAUUCCUAUCUUGGGUUUCACAGAGUAGGACCAGCUGGAGGGUUAGCCACUCGGUUGAUCACAGAGGCUGAAGGUGAGCCCUUAACCUUCACCAAUGAUUUGGACAUUGACGAGCAUGAAGAUGUGAUUUAUUUCACUGAUACAAGCACAAAGUUUCAGAGAAGGCAGUUUAUAUCAGUGAUUUUAAGUGGGGACAAGACAGGGAGGUUGAUGAAGUAUGAUAGGUCAAGAAAUGAGGUGAAGGUGUUGCUAAGAGGCCUUGCCUUUGCAAAUGGUGUGGCACUGAGCAAGGAUCGUUCCUUUGUGCUAGUUGCUGAGACGACCAACUGUAGAGUCCUCAGGUUUUGGCUUCAAGGGCCUAAAGCAGGAACCCAUGAUGUCUUCGCCGAGCUACCGGGCUUCCCGGACAACAUUCGGAGGAAUUCCAAGGGGGAGUUCUGGGUUGCUUUGCACUCUAAGAAGGGACUGCUUUCAGGUUGGGCUGUGUCAAAUUGUUGGGUUGGGAAGGCUUUGCUGAAGCUCCCUCUGAGUUUUAGGAAGCUGCAUUUAGUGCUAAUUGGAUGGAAAGUUCAUGCUACUGCUAUAAAGCUAGAUGAGGAAGGGCGAGUUGUUGAGGUGUUAGAAGAUAGUCAAGGGAGGACUUUGAGGUUAAUUAGUGAGGUCGAGGAGAAGGAUGGGAAUCUGUGGAUUGGGUCUGUGCUCAUGCCCUUCAUGGGUCUUUAUAACUUGCACUAGGUCAUCAAGAAUUUUGGUUUAUAUUUGAGAAAUUGAAGGUGAUUUUCUUUUCUUUCUAAUUUCUUGUAUGUAGGGGCAUAUUAGAACUUAGAUGGUAUAUGUAGAGCAAAUAAUGAAAUAAGAAGGAAAGGAUGCAUUGCUACACUUGA